CACGACAUUUUCUAUAUAAACUGGCCCUUUCACUCUUUCACACGCAUCGAAAUGCAUUUCUAUAAAUUUUAAAAUACAAUGAAUCGCCGACUCGGGCUCUCGGGCUUCACACCCCGCCCAAUCGGCGACCCCACAUUACCACACAUAUAAACUCCAACCUCAUCUCAGCGCACCUCACCUCAUCAACCUCACCAUCUCUAUCUUCCACAAAACAAACAAUUCCUACAAACAAAAUGUGCAAGAAAGCCACCUGCUCCAACUGCAACAAAACCACCUGGUGGGGUUGCGGAAGCCAUAUCCCCAGCGUCAUGGACGCAGUGACUCAGGAUGAGCGGUGCACGUGUACGCCGCAGGUUGAACGCGAGGGGAAGGCGUAUCCGCCUAAGGCGGAGAAUCCGUGACUGGCCGGUUGUGUGAUUCAGUGAGGGGGGGUUUA
This is a messenger RNA of Aspergillus glaucus CBS 516.65, 436 nucleotides long. RefSeq lists its product as uncharacterized. Lineage: Eukaryota; Fungi; Ascomycota; Eurotiomycetes; Eurotiales; Aspergillaceae. The record is from RefSeq and is a predicted model, not a curated record. The transcript has 2 exons. Bases 234 to 401 code for a protein of 55 amino acids.